Molecule: messenger RNA, 609 nt
Organism: Octopus bimaculoides (California two-spot octopus)
Lineage: Eukaryota; Metazoa; Mollusca; Cephalopoda; Octopoda; Octopodidae
Product: histone-lysine N-methyltransferase SETMAR-like
Molecular function (GO): nucleic acid binding
Source: RefSeq, a predicted model, not a curated record
AUGGCUGCCCCUUUAGAGUUACAUCAAAAACAAAGAGCAGUGAUUGACUUUCUUGUUGCUGAGGGGGAAAUCCCUGUGAACAUUCACCGAUGGUUACAAAAUGUCUUUGAGGACAAUACUUUAGAUUAUAGCAAUGUAUGCAGGUGGGUCUGUCAUCUGAAAGAUGAAAAGGUGGGAACUGUGAGCGUAGCCGAUAAACCCCGAUCUGGCCAACUGCCCGCUUCUGUGAAUCCUGCCAACAAAGCAAAAGCAGAUGCUCUGAUCAGAGAAGACAGGCACACAACUCUUGAUGAGUUGGCAGAAAACCUUGAAGCGAGCCAUGGAAGUGCUUACAACAUUGUCGAAUCACUUGGCUUUUCAAAAAGUGUGUGCCCAUUGGGUACCAAGAGAGCCGACUACCAAACGCAAGCUUGCACUAAACUUCUCAUACAAAGUCAAAGAGACAACACCUUCUUUCGAAGGCUUGUAAUAUGUGAUGAAACAUGGGUUCAUCAUUAUGAACCAGAAUCAAAGAGGCAGUCAAUAAAAUGGCGCCACUCUAUGUCACCACCACUGAAAAAGUUCAAGACGCAAAAGUCAGCUGGAAAAAUCAUGGCGACUGUCUUUUAG